AUGGAGGCCAGCUUCGCGCUAAACGUACAACUAGUCAACAGCACCACCAGGGAAAUCCAACACCUACAAGUUUGCGUUGGAAGUCGCACAAACCGCACCGAAGGACUGACACUGGUGGAGGUAUUCCAUCCGAAAGGAUUCUCCGGAGUGAGCGUCGAGGAUCUUUCCCCGCAGAAGAGAGUUUGGAAAUCGCUGCAGCGUCCCGGAGGAACCUCUACCGUGGUGUACUACCAAUCCUUGGCGCGUGCUAUGGACUGCUUUGUGGUAACUGCAGAACUGUUUCGAGCUGGUUUCGCCAAGUCUAACGGUGGACAGGCCCGGCAGAUGGACGUGGUAGCGUACGAUUACUAUAAUCGAGAUCGCGUGGCUUGGGUGUCUUACAAAGGCUACGGACGGCAGGGCAGCGAGGACGAUUACGAGUAUCUGGAGGCGGUUUGAUUGAAUAGAGACCACAACGGAACAUUAAUGACUUAAAAUGUUGUUUUUAGUUACAAAACAAAAAUCAUGGAAAAAAUGCUAGGUCAUUGGGGGAAUACUCAAACGCUUGGAUAGUCAUUUGAUCCCCAUUUUUUUUCUUGAAAAUCUUAUAACUUUUGAUAUAUUUGACCAAAUUGAAUGCUUCCAGUUGCAAAGAUUCAGAUUUGUAUAUAUUUUUAACUGUCAGAUGGGGGAUUUUGGGGCAUUUUGACCGGAGACGUUGUAGAUUCCGUUGAGGUACCUCGGCCGUCCUCCAUGGCUUUUUGGUCAAUAUAACAAACGGUUUUCCCCAGAACAAUCUUCAAGGCAUCAUCCUAGUACAUCAUCCUGCAUAGAUGAAUGACAUGGUCAAGACCUUCAGACAUCCGAACAGGUUAGGCA
This is a messenger RNA of Culex quinquefasciatus (southern house mosquito), 858 nucleotides long. RefSeq lists its product as uncharacterized. The transcript has 3 exons. The coding region runs from base 1 to 438 and encodes 145 amino acids. Gene Ontology annotation, cellular component: extracellular region. NCBI's taxonomy places the organism in Eukaryota, Metazoa, Arthropoda, Insecta, Diptera, Culicidae. The record is from RefSeq and is a predicted model, not a curated record.